AUGGCAGCUCCUUCUUCCUCCAAGAGUGCUACUACUACUAAUAAUAAUAAUAAUAGUAAGAAAAACAAAGAUUAUGAUAACGACGACGACGACGACGACAAGUACAACAAGAGUAACAAGAGCGAAUAUGACAAGGGAACCAAUUAUGUUGCGGGAGGCAUUGAAGCAGAUCCUUAUCUCUUUGCCUUGUUGAUUGCCUCUCCCUUUUUAAGUUUGUUGCUGGCCUAUUUGACGUCUCCGGAAUUUGCCGCGUUUCAUCCGGAACCUCCCUUGUUGGUCAGUAAAUUGGUGCCACUGUGCGUGGCCAAUGUCGGUGGUUGCGUGACUGGAAUCUACUCGGCCGGUGCCAGUGUGGUCCCCACGGUGGAGAGUGUCACCUUUGUACUGUCCUUCAUGGGCGUCGCACUCGUCUUGGAACGAUUGCUCCCAGGCAAGAUUGAAACUGGACCCGAAACCUUGACGGGACAUGUUCCCAAAUACGUGGACAAUGCGGUCGCUCAUUGUUUCACCUUUUCGGCUUUGUUUGUGGUGGGAAGUAACUUUGGUCUGAACUUGUAUGAUUUUGGUAUCAUUUACGACCUAUUUCCUGGUUCCGUCGCCUUUUUGAAUCUCUUUGGAUUGAUCUUUUGCAUCUUUUUGACCUUCAAGGGACGAUACUUCCCUUCGACCCAAGACUGUGGUUCGUCUGGAAUUUUCCUCAAGGACUUUUUGUGGGGCACGGAAUUGUACCCCCGAGUGGGUGGUUUGGAUUUGAAACGAUUCAUCAACUGUCGUGUCAGCAUGACCUUUUGGCAAUUGGCCGGUCUCAGUUAUUGUUACCGAUCCUACACUCUCCAUGGGGAACAGUUGGAUUAUGGUCUCUUUUUUGCGGCUCUGUCCCAGUACCUGUAUUUGGUCAAGUUUUUCUAUUGGGAAAUGGGAUACAUGAGAUCCAUUGAUAUCAUUGUGGACCGAGCUGGAUUUGAGAUUCAAUGGGGAUGUUUGGUGUGGGUACCCUCUGUCUACACCCUUCACAGCCGAUACUUGGUGCAAUAUCCCUCUGGACUUUCCUUUCCAGUGGCAGCCUGUUUGUUUGUCACCUCCCUUUUGGGUGUCGUCUUGAAUUACCUAGCGGAUCGGGAACGGGAUGUCUUUCGGGCUACCAAUGGAAAGUGCAAGGUUUGGGGCAAGGAUCCUACCUACAUUCAAGCCGAGUAUACCGUCUUGGAUCGCAAGACGGGUCAAAAGACCCAAAAGACUAGUUUGCUGCUCGCGAGUGGAUUCUGGGGAGUCGCACGUCACUUUCAAUACUUUUUUGAAUUGACGGCUGCCUGGUCUUGGUGUUUGUUGAGCAAUCCCAUUCGGAAUGGAAUUCUACCGCUGUUUUAUGCAUGCUUUUUGACAUACCUCUUGGUCGAUCGUGCCAAUCGAGAUUCGGACAAGUGCAAGGCCAAAUAUGGAAAGUAUUACGAUGAAUAUUGUCAAUUGGUUCCCUACAAGAUUCUUCCAGGAAUUUAUUAA
Cylindrotheca closterium is the source of this 1500-nucleotide messenger RNA. NCBI's taxonomy places the organism in Eukaryota, Bacillariophyta, Bacillariophyceae, Bacillariales, Bacillariaceae. The record is from the annotation of a GenBank genome assembly.